UGGAGUUAUCUGUAAAUGUAGGUCACUACAGGUAGAGGAAGAAAUUAGUGUUUAGAUACUGGUUAGCAAAAAUGGCGGCGUAUGUCGUAGGAACGCUGUUGGUUGUAAUUUUAGUAGUACACUACGGGGAAGCCAUUAUGUGUCACAGAUGCUUGAGUGCCUUUGGAGGCUGUGGUGAUGAUGUGGUCUGGAGAAUGUAUCCAUGGAAAGACUGUGGUGAUAGUUAUUGUGUUAAAGUCAUUGAAAAAAUUCCAGGUGAAGAACCCCGUUACCUCAGAGAAUGUGAAGACACUUUGCUAAAGUCCACAAUUCACAGGUUACGCAUGCCUGUUCUGCGUCGUCAUGGAUACUGUGUUCCAGCUCGUAAGAAUGAUCCAUACAAUCCCAAUGAUUCCAUAGAUUCAAGAUAUACUUACUGUUUCUGCAAUGAUUGGAAUGGAUGCAACAGUGUAUCGACAGUUAGAAUAUCAGUGUCCUUUAUUUUAGCUAGUUUGGCAGCUGUUCUGUUGUUUAAAUGGUUGUGAACUCAUUUUAUCUUUUUUUUCCUAAUGUUAUUUAAAUUCUAAGAGCCGAAAAAAUGUAAUCUUGCAUCUGGUUACGAAAAAAAUUUCCGUCUGCCCACGUUUAUUCCAUGAGAAAUAUUUUUUAUUUACAGUUUUAAGUUUCAAAGCAUUCCACUACUAAUUUUAUGUAAAUAUAUAGCAAAUGUGUACAUGUAAAUGUAACGCCAUCAAAGUUUGUCAUUCAAUUAAUAUUACACAAUUUUAUACACAAUAUUUUUUCUGAAAAAGUUCUUUUUUAAAUAUAUCAAAUUAAUGAAUGUAUUUAGGACAUUCCACUGUUGAAUUUACAACAGCAAUUUUUCUUCCUUUUUUUUUUUAAAUUCUCAAAUUGACAACAUUCUAAAAUGGUCAUGUCAUGUUCUGUUUGUUGCAGACCAUUUAGAUUCUAGUUGCUUCUCAAUGCUCAUCUGUUUAAAAAUUCCCUGUAAAUAGAUGUACAGUAUACAUUCCAAUAUAUUUUUUUUUAAAUCUAUGGCUGCUGUUUGGAUUAAUUAAUGUUGAAAGAAGAAGAUUUGCAGUUCAUGGUCAGGUCAUGGAGAGCAUAUAGCUGAGCUUGAACCCCCAGAAUGCAUCAUUUUCAUGAACAGUUGCUAGGUAGUCAUUAGUUGCUACACAUUACAUUUCAUAAGGAAAGAAAACAUUUGUUUUCUAGAUUUUCUUCUUUUUUAUUUUAAAAACUUAUCUUUGCUUUGACACUACAUGAUAGAAUUUUACUAGUAAACAAAAUAUUAAACAGUGUUUUAUACUUUUUUGGUGUAAGAAGUGUAGUGAUCUUUCAGAGCUCAGAAUGUCCCACUAAAUUUCUAUUUGAAUUUUUUUAACAAUAAUAAUUAUAGCUAUUAUAUACUUUCAUGUUUAUAGCAUGAUCAGAGCGCUAUGGUUCAAUCUCAUUUGUGGACCGGGGAUGGGGUAUCUGGGAGGAGGUUUUCUGUGCUGCCUUUAGACGCUGUAAACACAACUCUGCUCGAGUCGGGUGUUGAACCUUGAUUCCCCUUCAUAGGUAGCCAAGUUAAGUUUAAGUGUACUUAGCCUCUUGAUGCAUUAGAAGUCUUAUAUUUAAAUAAAUAAGGGGUUUCAAAUAAAGAGUCUGUAAUGUUAUUGUUCUUAAGUCCCCAUGCACCUGUUUGACACAUUGAUUUAAAUGAUAAUAGACUUUGAAUGAAUGAAUAUUUGUCCUUUGUGUAUAACAUUCAUCCAGUCUUGUAAGUAGAUAUAAUGUUUUGUAUUUACAAUUGUGUAUUUUUUUCAUUUCAUAUAUACAUUGAAAAACAAAUAUGGCUAAUAUUGCUAAGUUAAUUUUUUGUUGUUGUUGUUUGUAUUAAAACAUUUUUUUUGUUUCUAAAAAAAAACAAACAAAGAAAACAAGUAAAUCUUACUUUUAAUUCCAAGCCUUGAAAAAUUGUCAAAUGUGAAUGAACUAUUGUAUAAUUCAGGGGACAUUUUUAGGCAAAAUUGUUCUACUAUCCAGCCAGACCUGUCAGGGAUGAAAAGUUAUAUGCCCACAGGAUUUUUUAAUGGGCUGAAAUUGUAAUCCAUUUUUCGCUGCACACAGUCUGCCAAGCUAUCAUAUUUUGUCAAAAUUAUUUGCUCAGGGCAGUUUCAAGUCUCCUUUGGGUCAACAGGACUGGUUCUAUAACUUAAGAUAAGCUUUCUAUUAUGUAUAACUGCAAAUUUGUAUAUAUUUUUAGUUCUUUUUUCAUUAAUCAGUAAUUGUUCAUAUUUUUUUUUUCUUGUUAAGUGCUGCUUUUGUAAUGCAGACAAUAUUUUUAAUUAGCUCUUCUGACUCUAGUAUCUUUGGUAUACUAUUUUCUAGUACUAUAGUCUAAUCUCAUAAUAUCAAAAAUGAUAAUUUCAGUUUUUUUUUCAUGUGCUCAUAAUAUUUUAUGGAAAUGAAUGUUUUCAGUCAGUUAUAUUAAGCUAGGAUUAAUUCUAAUAUCAACUUAUUUUUUUGGAAUAUUUUUAUCACAGUUAUUUCUAAGCUGAUUGUGCAGAUAUCUGAGUGUUUAGUGUGUAACCAGUUAUAGAAUUCAACUACUAUACAGAGAAAUGUAUUUGUCCUUCUAAUUGUUUUCCCUUUUGCAGCUUAUAAAGUCUUAGUGUAAUAUACUUGUAUUCUGUUACUAAUCGAGUAAUAUUGUUACUAUGCAAUUUUGAGUGAGUAAAUGUUGAAUGCUUGAAUGUGUUUGGAAAUUAUUUCUACUAUUGUCUACUGGAAAUAAAUAGUAUGAUUUAUAAA
Messenger RNA from Biomphalaria glabrata, 2799 nucleotides. RefSeq lists its product as uncharacterized. Bases 72 to 524 code for a protein of 150 amino acids. Gene Ontology annotation, biological process: regulation of synaptic transmission, cholinergic; positive regulation of voltage-gated potassium channel activity; sleep. NCBI's taxonomy places the organism in Eukaryota, Metazoa, Mollusca, Gastropoda, Planorbidae. The record is from RefSeq and is a predicted model, not a curated record. The transcript has 3 exons.